AUGACGGGCAACGGCGGAGGACCUUCCUUCAGUCCCAUCCUCCAAGUCCUCGAUACCAAGCAAGUUCCGGGACCCCAAGGAAGUGUGCGCUAUCGGAUUGUCCUGUCCGACGGCAAGCACUACAUUCAAGGCAUGCUCGCGACCCAACUGAACCACAUGAUUGCUACUAAUCUCAUUGGUGCCAACACGAUAGUGCAAGUCGAGCAAUUCAUGUCCAAUCGCGUCAAGGACCGCACCGUCAUUAUUCUCCUCAACGUGCACGCCCUCCGCAACGAACCCUCCCGCAUUGGGGACCCGCAGGACAUUGAAAAGGCGCAAAUUGCAACCCCGGGAACCAAUUACGCCACCGGAAGCUCCGUCCCACCCGUCAAGACCGGGAGUCCCAAUCCCUACGGAGGUCCUUCCCGAAACCCACACCACGCUUCCCCCGUGCGGUCCUCCCACGCACCGAUUGUACGCGAUACCGUGAACGGAACACCCAUCACCAACAUUAGCAAUCUCAACAUGUACGCCAACAAGUGGACCAUUCAAGCCCGCGUUACUUCCAAAUCAGAUAUUCGCACCUGGUCCAACGCCAAAGGCGAAGGUAGCCUCUUUUCCGUCGAACUACUCGAUCAAACGCAGGAUGUCCGGGCUACCUUCUUCAAGGAAGCCGUCGACAAGUUCUACAGCUUUUUGCAGAUCGGAUCCGUCUACACAUUUUCCGGUGGACGUCUCAAGGUCGCCAACGCACAGUACAAUACCUGCCAGAGCAAUUUCGAAAUCACUUUUGAUCAGAACUCCGAAAUACACCUCGCCAACGACGACGGAAAUAUACAACGGCAGCACUACGAAUUCAUCGACAGCAUCGCCGGUCUGGAGCGUACCGAACCCAACACCAUGGUGGAUCUGCUCGCCGUCGUACAGGCGGUCGGAGAAGUCGCCACGAUUGUCAGCAAAAAGUCGGGCCAGGAGCUCACCAAGUGCGAUUUGACCCUCAUCGACACCUCCGCCACGCAAAUCACCCUCACUCUCUGGGGAGACAAGGCUGCCUCGGCACUCACCGACUACAACCAACAACCCGUCGUCGCGAUCCGGCGCGCACGCGUCAGCGACUACGGCGGACGUAGUCUCUCCCUCUCCGGAUCCAUCGAAACCAAUCCGGACAUUCCCCAAACCGCGCCCUUGCAAACGUGGUGGCGGACCCAAACCGCCAACGGCGGUGUCACCGGGAAAUCUCUAUCCGCCACCCGCGGCGGAGCCGGCGUGAUGGAAAGUUUGGAACAACGACAAACCAUUGCCGACAUCAAGAAUAACAAUCUGGGUUACGCCGGCGACAAGCCCGAUUGGCUGACGUUCAAGGCCACCGUUUCCUUUUUGAAAAAAGACAAGGAGGGGGGUUCGUGGUACCCAGCCUGUGCCAACGCCGGGGAACCCUGCAAAAACCGGUACAAGGUCACGCAAACGACCGACGGCAACUGGUACUGCGACAAGUGUCAAGGCUCGUUUCCCACCUGCGUCCGGCGCUGGAUCUUUUCCGGGGUCGUCGAAGACGACACCAGCUCUACCUGGGUCAGUUUCUUCAACGAACAGGCCGAAACACUGCUCGCCGGCGCCACGGCCGACCAAGUCUACGCCGAGACCUAUCAGGAUCAGCAAGAUCAGGACGCCUACGACUCGUACUUUGCCAAGGCCAACCACACGGAAUGGAUCUUCAAAUGCAAGGUCAAGAACGAAAUGGUCAACGAAGAAUCCCGCGUCAAAACCAGCGUCGUGGCCAUGCAACCCGUCGACUUUGCCAAGGAAUCCCGCGAUCUCCUGUCGGCCCUGGCCAAGUUUUAA
This is a messenger RNA of Phaeodactylum tricornutum CCAP 1055/1, 1821 nucleotides long. RefSeq names its product replication protein a large 70 kD subunit (gene RPA1). Gene Ontology annotation, molecular function: DNA binding. Bases 1 to 1821 code for a protein of 606 amino acids. The record is from RefSeq and is a predicted model, not a curated record. Gene Ontology annotation, cellular component: nucleus. The transcript has 3 exons. NCBI's taxonomy places the organism in Eukaryota, Bacillariophyta, Bacillariophyceae, Surirellales, Neidiaceae. Gene Ontology annotation, biological process: DNA recombination; DNA replication; DNA repair.